This is a messenger RNA of Megalobrama amblycephala (Wuchang bream), 1790 nucleotides long. Its product is annotated as trace amine-associated receptor 4-like. The transcript has a single exon. The record is from RefSeq and is a predicted model, not a curated record. The coding region runs from base 207 to 1241 and encodes 344 amino acids. Lineage: Eukaryota; Metazoa; Chordata; Actinopteri; Cypriniformes; Xenocyprididae. Gene Ontology annotation, cellular component: membrane. Gene Ontology annotation, biological process: G protein-coupled receptor signaling pathway. Gene Ontology annotation, molecular function: trace-amine receptor activity.
GAGUAUAUAUAUAGCUCAAAUGGAGCUGCUGAAUCCAUAGAUUAUAUGUAGUUUCUUAUGUGCAUGUACUGUAUAUUUUCUUUGUUUUUUGGUCUCUAUCUGACUGAUUCCCUUCAGAGUUUCAAUGAUAUCUGUGUGAUUUUAUUUUUUACAUUUACAAAGGAAAUAGCGUGUUUUGAUCCUGCCUAUCAGUUUAUAUCUUCGUAAUGACCUCAAAUGAAACAGACAUAUACAGUGAGGAUGUGUUUCUCUGCUAUCCACUCCUGCCAGACUCCUGUCCAAGAGCUCAUCGUCUUACUGUCCUUAAAGUGGCAAUGUAUGUUUUCAUGGUGCUGAUGAUCCUCACAACAGUUUUUGGGAAUCUGCUGAUCAUCAUCUCCAUCUCUCACUUCAAACAGCUACAGUCUCCAACUCAUCUGAUCGUUCGCUCUCUGGCUGCCAGUGAUUGUCUGCUGGGCUCUUUGGUCAUGCCGUACAGCAUGGUGCGAUCUGUUGAAGGCUGCUGGUAUCUGGGAGAUGUUGUGUGUAAAGUGCAUUCUAGUUUAGACAUGACCUUCAGCAUUUCUUCUUUGAUACAUCUCAGCUUAAUAUCUGUUGACAGGUACUGGGCCAUUUGUGAUCCUUUAAGGUACAAAAUGAGGGUCACAAACAACACUGUGACUGUAUUUACUACCUUCGCAUGGAUGUUUGCAUUUCUCUAUAGUUUUUCUAUUGUGUUUUCAGGGGUGAACAAAAUUGGCUUGGAGUCGUUUAUCAUGCAGGUUUACUGUGUGGGAAGUUGUGUUCUGUUUUUUAACAAACAGUGGGGUCUUAUUUGCUCACUUCUCACAUUCUUCCUUCCUGGAACGAUCAUGAGCUCUCUGUAUAUGAAAAUCUUCCAUGUUGCAAGAAAACAUGCAAAGGUUAUGUCAGAAAGAGUGACUGUUGCGGCAGCAGGAGGGUUGAAGAGCCAAAGCUCUGCGCAAAGAGAAGGAAAAGCAGCUAAAACUCUGGCCAUUGUCAUGGGUGUUUUUUAUCUCUGCUGGCUGCCUUUUUUUACCGCCACUGCUGUUGAUCCUUUCCUCAAUUUUGUGACUCCUGGUGAUGUUUUUGAUGCUUUGGUUUGGUUUGGAUACUUUAACUCCACCUGUAACCCCUUGAUCUAUGGUUUUUUCUACCCUCGCUUUCAGAAGGCCUUUAAGAUUCUCAUAUCCGCUUAUCUCUGUGGAUUCAAUGACUCAAACACCUUGAUACUUGAAUGAAUAUUGUCAUAUUAACUUUUAUAACUUUAUUUUAAUGCUAGUCCAUCUAUUAAUAAAUAAUUAUAAUUUUGUUUAUUAAAUGUAAACAUGUUAAUGCUAUUGUAAGAAAUUAUUUGAUAUGGCAUGCAUUUUCCUCUCCAGUUUAACCAUCCCAAAUGUUAGACAGUAUUGUCUUAAAAAUGAAUCAGGACAAGACUGAAAUAUUGAUUUUGGGUGAGAAAAACAAAGGGAAGUGUGUUAUUUUGAUUCAGAUACUAAAUCUAAAGUAUGACUGGAUGGGCUAGUCUUCACUCCUCAUGUGCAUCAAUGAGCACUCAUGAUCCAUGACGCUAAAUCACUGGUUGUCCUUCCUUGCACCAAUCUUGAUAGUUACUAACCACCUUGCUGCCUAAUAGGCCUAUGUCUUACCCCUCGACAGGUGCCAUUGUAAUGAUAGGCCUAUAAUCAAAGUUAUUCACUUUACCUGUCAGUGAUUUUAAUGUUGUGGCUGUUUAGAGUAAAUUUUUACAAAUUAUAAAUGUAAAACAGUCUUUGUCUCCAUCUGGUGGA